UGUUUGCAUACCCCUUCCUACCUACUCCUGCACUUCGUCCUCCACUUUCAUCACUUCAUUGUCAGACAGCUGCUUUUAAAAACACUUCAUCUCUUGACGCUCCAUGACGCGAAAGAUGAAGUCCUUCCUCUCUAUUCCUUACGCACAGAUGUUGCUUUUUGCACCAAGUCAACUAAUUGCAAUACACUGACAGUCUGCUCUGGUGUGUGUAACGUGAUGCAGUAGUUUCCGUAAAUGGUCUUUACUCGAUGGCGACAGUUCGGUGGGACUGAGCCGCAUGAGCUGCUGCUUGUGCUCCUCAGCAAGGACAUUUCACUUCGCGAGCCACUUGACAGCCAUAAAUUCGAGUAGUUUUUGUACUUUUUGUGCAGUGGCGGGACGGUAGAAAGCUUAUUUCCAUGCGCCUGACUUCAUUCGCGGAUACUGCAUUUCCUACAGAAGAAUGACUUCGGUGUGGAAAAGGUUACAAAGAGUUGGCAAAAAAGCCACCAAAUUUCAGUUCGUGGCUUCGUAUCAAGAACUUGUCCUGGAAUGUACAAAGAAAUGGCAACCAGACAAACUGAGAGUGGUGUGGACCAGGAGGAACAGACGCAUUUGCUCCAAGCUUCAUUCAUGGCAGCCAGGCAUCAAAAAUCCUUACAGGGGAAUGGUGGUUUGGCCCGUUCCCGAGAAUGUGGACAUUACAGUCACACUCUACAGGGAUCCACAUGCAGAUGAGUUUGAAGACAAAGAGUGGACAUUUUUUAUUGAGAAUGAGACGGCAAAGGGCAGUCGGAAAGUGUUGGCAUCUGUGGACUUGAACAUGAAGAAGUUUGCCAGUGCCACACACUCGCAGACAGACCUGAUGCUCAAAAUGAAGCCUCUGUCAGUGAAAGUGGUGGAGGCCACACUGAAGCUGUCUUUAUCAUGUGUGUUCCUCAAGGAGGGGAAAGCUACGGAUGAGGACAUGCAGAGUCUCGCCAGUCUGAUGAGUGUAAAGCCAACAGACAUUGGGAAUCUGGACGACUUUAAUGAGAGCGAUGAAGAGGAGGAUAAGAGAUCCAGCACUGGUAUCAAUCUCAGCACUGCAGCUCCAGCACCUCACCUUUCUCUUCGAUCAACACGCUUCCAAGAAAAGAGACCUGCGUCUUUUAAGAGCCCUUCAGCAGCAGUCAGUGGUAAAGAGAGGCCUUCUGCUGGCCUCCUCUCCCGACCAGCGUCUACCACUGUCCAUAUACCUGACCUACCAUCACGUCCACCUUUACCCACUCCACCUAGUCCAACCCCUCGCACCAUGCCCUCACCCGCCCGCACCAGACCUCCACGUCCACCACCUAUUGCCCUGCCACAGGCUCUACCUGACCCCCACACAGAGCAAAACACUGCCGGUUCACUCCCUCCAGCAUUGCCUAAAAUCUUCCAGCCCUCCCCUGGCUCAGCUCCAGUGUCUUUCCCAAGAAGGCUAUCGGGCUCUGAGGGGCCUCCAGAGGGCCCCGUGACCUCUGAUUAUCCUCUGCUCAAACUCCCUCGGGCUUCUCUGUCUUCUCCAUCGGAUCCUUUCCUCCCUCAGCCUCCCUCUCCUCCUGAUGUACUUGUGAAAGAUUCUUUUGGAGCACCUCGUGCCAAUGUUUUUAAGCCCAAGAUUGUGCCCGGUGCUCGCCCUGUUUCCCCCACGCCAGUCCCCUUCCUCGAGCCCAAAACCUCCUCGCUCUCGCUCUCGGACACGCUUAAGCGUCCAUCUGCUGGCACUGUGCCAGAUCUAAAUGAACAGAUGACGGCAGUGUCUGCAUCUCCUUUUUUCACUGUCUCUCUAAAUGAAUCUGUGACCCCUGUUCCUCUGCUAAGCAAACCAGACCUUGAAGCCUUGUGCGAAACCCGUUAUUCUUCUGGUCAAUUUCCCAAGCCACCUUCACCUUCCUCCCUCUCCUUCCCACUGCCAGUCACUUUUACCCCAGCAGUUUCUUCCUCUUCUCUUCCUAUCUUGUCCACUGAUGCCCUCGCAUCUGCCCCCUGCUGUUCACCACAAUCUUCUUCGGCUCAGUCAGAUUUACCCAGAGAGCUCAACACACUUACAGAGGAGGAUCAAACAAAUCCAUUUCUACAAGAUAUUCUUGCUGAAGAAGCGAAGAACUCUGAACCUAAAAACGAGCAGCAUCACUCAUCUCGGACUGUCAGCAGCAUUAGCAUUGCCAAUCAACAAGUAUCUUCUUCGCUCUCUCAACCUGAAACCAACAGCACAGAAAGAAAAGAGCUCAGACCUGCCAUGGCUGUAAAAAGUCUUGGUCUUGAAUCAUCAUCAGGAGGACAGCCUGUGGAAACUUCCGGAUCUGAGGAACUGGACAUUAGGACUGCUCCUUCUCCUCAGCCAUUCUCAAGUCCAGAAACAACACCUCUUUCAUCUGCAGUUUCCUCUCAAAUGGAGAAAAAACAGCCAGUUUUUAUUGCAGAGAAACCACCAUUGGCUGAGGAAGAGCCGGAUUUUAAAGUGGCUGAUUAUGAUAAAGUGAUCAUGACCUCUCAGCCUCUCAUCAAAGACAUUACAUUUGAGAAACAGCCUGAGAAAGAGCCCCUCAGAACUGACAGUGAAAAACAAAUGCAGUCCAGUCAGGUUCAAACUUUUUCACUAACCACUGAUGACUUACUGAAGAAAACAGAAAGCACAAAAAAUGACUCAGCAGAGGAAGUUGUUUUGAAAGAGGAACCGAAUGAACUGAAGGGUACUUUACUUUGUGCCGACCUCAACAAGUCAGACGAGGACAAAAUCAUCAAGAAAUUUGCCUCCGCUUUGGUUACCAAUUUAGAGCAAAAUGCUCCCAACGUAUUAUCUAGUUCAUCACAAGAUGAUCAUAAGGAAAAGACUCAAGUGUUGAUGGAAGAAGUCCUUACAUCUAAUACCAGUGGGAAUUUGAGAGAAAAACAAUCCCAUAAAGAUGAUCUGGACAAGAAUUUAAUAAUUGAGGAAAGUCAAAAUGAAAUGGCCUUCACUACACCUGAAUGUCCUAGCGUUAGUCUCUAUCCGGCUGCCCAUAUUAAAUUAUAUCAGCCUAAAGAGCUUCCUCUCAUUCAUUCCCAAUCCCUGGACCUCCAAAUUCUUAAAUGCAUCCCAGAACAAGCUCCAGCAGUCAGUGAACCUGCCAAACCAGAGCUGAUUGUGAAGGAGUCAGACAACACAGUGUUGGAGUUCCCGUCAAAGGCCCAAGCCGAAGUACCAAUCUGGAGUUGUCUGGAAGAGAAAGUACAAGAUCAAGAGGAUACAUUGAGAGAUGAGGAGAUACAUGAGCACAAAACACCUCAGAAAAUGCCAAAGUUAGAAAAUGAAUCCUCAAAAAAGUCUUUAGAAUCAGGAGAUGAAAAAGCAGUUUCUGAGGAUGCUGAGAAUUGUAUUUUAAGUGAACCAGUGUCCCAGCAGCCACUACCCUCCAUUGUCCUUAAACCACAGCCAUCUGAGUCUGUUAAGGAGAAGAAAAUAGAAGCUGUUAAAGUCAGUAUACCGGUCCGUAUGAAGCCUGCGCUUCCUGUGAUCUCCCCUGCUGCUUCUGUAAAGGGAAAGGACAACAGGACAUCGCUACAUCUGGAGGAACUUUGCCCUAUGACGCCCAACCAGUCUCUGGAUACAGAGUCCUACGGAAAUAGUUUAAGGAAAAAGGUCACGUUUGAAGCAGAAAGUGUGUUGUGGGCCACAGUAGAAGAGAAAACAAAAGAAAACAGUGAUGAGGGUGUAAGCUUGGGCGAGUUGAAACUGGAGAAGGAGGUUCUGGAUAAGGGCCAACUUGGCCAGAAAACAUCAGAAAUCAAGUCUGAGGAGCAAGACGAUUCCUUCAUUUCCACUCAUAAAAACACUAACCAAGAAUGCCAGAAAAUAGAAAAGACAAUAGACAAGGAUGAUUCAGAUGAUAAGCAGAUGGUGAAAACCGACAGUGAGACUAUUUGCACAGCUCAAGCUGAACUUGAAGAUGACCUGAAGACUGUAGAUGUGUGUUCAGAGACCCAACUCAGCCAUGACCUGGAUGUGAAAACUGACAAGUACCUGGGCACCAGCAAACAGGAGCAUGACUCUGAUCAAGAGGAUGUAUCUGUAGGCUUCAUACGGGGGAUUUUUGGUGUCCUUUAUAAAGGUUAUGAGACUGUGACGUCUAUACUACAGCAGCCAAGCGAAGCAGAAACAGAUGUUCAAGAUGACCCAAUCUUGGACAACCAAGAUGGACCCGUGGUUGAAAUUCUUCCUCCCGAGGCCUUCUGCGACACCAAAAUUAAGCAUGCAACUGUCGAUGAGCCUCAGGAAUACCUGUUCAAGGAUUUGUUGCCAUCUGGCGAGUUACAGAUAGAUAUACAGACCUCCGAGCCUGUGGCCAUGAGCCUGGUGGAGUGCCUAAAACUGGCUGCCAGAGAAACUCAAACCAGAUCCGUUAAUGAUAAAGAAAGCCCUUCAGAACAGAAAACAACAAAUGUGAAGUCUCAAAUAAUGACGCCUAAACAAAGCAUGACAGUAGAUUUGAAACCUGAAAUUGUGGUGUCAAAUGAAGAAAAGAAACCUCUGGAAACCACACAAGAAGACAUAACUGUUAAGGAAGAAGUGCAAAACAUCAACAUUGUGGAAACAGAUGGUUUGGUGGCCAACGUUAAGGAGAUACAAAUACAAGAAAACUCAGGAAGAAAUGAACACGAGAAACUUCAGCACAGCAAGAAAACAGCAGUGGAUUUAAGGCCUUUAACGGCGUCAGAGGGGUCACAGGAAGAGCUGGAGUUUGAAAUGGGUCAGGAAGACUUAGGGACAGUGUGGUCUGCUGAUCUAUAUAUGGACGGAGGACCAGACGAAUCCUCAAUACCACGAAUACUAAGAGAUUUCCCACCCACACAAAUGCUGAAAUCACCUCAGACUGUCUUUCCACCAGAAUCAACAUUGUCAACAUUAAAAGACACUGCACCAAUGGAGGCAAUUUCCCAAUCUGCAAGCAAAGUUGACCCUCCCUACCAAGACGAGAGUACACGGUCUCUACCGCCAGUUCCUUUACAGGAAGUCGGCCCUGAUGCCAUAAAUCCUGAUGUUAGUUUUGCAGCCGCUCCACAGUGCGAUGAAAGGCUAACCACUUUAUCACACAUAACUACAGAAACAGCAGCUGCAAACACUGAAAUAUGCAAAGAUAAUGCAGAAGAGACAAGUAGUAAUAACUUGUCACCACUUGAGGGCAACAUUACCAACACUACAUGUAUAAUCAACACUGAAAUUGAAAAACAAACCAUCGUCAAGGCAUCAGAAAGCUUAAUUGUAGACGCCUCAGAAAGACCACAAGAUGUAAACGUCAAUGAGGAUGUUUCUCCAAGAAGCUCAGUGGUUCCUUGGCCAUUUCCUUCUCCUAAACUUGAAAGACACCUAGAGACUUCUAAAAGCACAGAUAGUUCAAGUGUAAAGAAUGAUGACCAGUCGGAGGAGAGUGUUCUGUUAGAAAAGAUCCGUCAAAUGGCAGAAGAUGAAAUGGCUAAACCAGCAUCUACUCCCCCACGUGCUAAAAUACGCUUGAUACCCUGCAAAUCUGAUUUUGAACUCCCUCCAACUCCACCUCUACAACUUAAAUCCAGCAUGAAAACGCCCGUAGAUGAGAUACAGAUACAUUUAGAUCAGACAAAAAUCACAAAUCCACCUUCAGUGAUUUUCCAGGAGCAAACAGACGAGGAGAUUAAUAACAGUCAGUCUCAGACUUCAUCUGCACCAAUGGAGAGUUUUACGUUAGAUGACAGACAGAAAGAGGAAAGUGCUAAUAAUGCGGUUUUAGAUGACAACGUCCUGUUAAACAAGCGAGAACCAAACAUCCAGCUGGAAUGCGUAGCAGCAGAAGGGGAGCGCCAAGAUACGUCAGCUGCUGAGCCCACAGAGAACGCAGAAACACAAACUAAAACUGAGAAAGAGGAACAACUAGAUUUAAGUGUUGAUAGAAGUGAAGAGACUCAAAUGGAGCUGGAUAAACCACCAUCUCCUGUGCCUGAUGAAUUGAAUAGUCAUCCUCAGGAAAAAGAGUCCUCUAGUUUGACCCAGGAACCUAAAGGGGUCAAGACACCAUCUAAAAGCCCAGACAGUGUGCAGGUCAAUGGCCAGACCACCAUAGAAGCGUCGCAUGUCAUCGUGCCUCCAAUGCGCAGUAAAAAGAAAAUAAUCCCACCACCAAUGGAUCUCACACUGGUAAAAUCAAUAGAUGAGUCAAACAGAGACGGCUCAGCAGUGCCUGCGUGGAGUUAUGCCAGUCCAUUGCCCAGUCCUGGUCUGGUGACCUCCACUCAGUCUUUGCUGGAAUGGUGUCAAGAGAUCACAAAGAAGUAUAGAGGUGUAAAAAUCACAAACUUCAGCACAUCUUGGCGUAACGGCCUGGCUUUCUGUGCCAUCUUACAUCACUUCCACCCUGAGAUAAUUAACUUUGACUCAUUGGAGCCUCACAACAUAAAGCAAAACAACAAAACUGCUUUUGAUGGUUUUGCUUCACUGGGCAUCUCUCGUCUGCUGGAGCCCUCAGACAUGGUGCUUCUCUCUGUCCCGGACCGUCUCAUCGUCAUGACGUACCUCAGCCAAAUCCGUACCCACUUCACGGGACAGGAGCUGAGCGUCCUACAGAUCGAGCAGAACAAUAGUCAGUCCAGCUACACAUUAGCUGGACCAAACCAGCGGCCCGAUGUUCAAGCGGCCACCAAAUUCUGUGUGGAGAGACUCCAGGCUGGAGCUUUUACUGGAGACAAUAACAGUAAAGACUCAAUUGGGGAGGAGGAAAGCGAAUCCAAGUCAAACGGAGGACUUGUUGCUCCGCCGAGGACUAAGCGGACAGGAAAGGUGGAUGGAGAGGAGAUAGACGGAGGUGUGCAGACUCCUGUGGCUCCUCCACGACUGAAUGCUGCUGCUGUCAGAUCAGGGCUCGGACACUUGCGAGAUGCAGAUCUGGUGAAGAAACGACGGUCGAGGAUGAAGAGCGAGUCUAUGGACGAGCCUGAUUCAAAAGAGAUGCUACAUGAGUCAGAUAAAAGUGAACCAACAGUUGAAGGAACAAAUGGCUCAGCAGCUGCUAGAGAAAAUGCUGAAGCAGAACCUCAGGAUGCAAACCAAGAUGCCAAAUCAGCAGAUUUUGAGACAAUGUGUCUGCAGGACACCAAUCAGUAUGUAUUGAGUGAACUUCAGGCUCUGGAAACGGAACAGAAGCACAUAGACAGCAGAGCAGCGGUGGUGGAGAAACGCCUGCGAAGACUCAUGGAGUCGGGGAGUGAUAAAGAUGAAGAGGAGAAGCUGAUUCAGGAGUGGUUUACUCUGGUCAACAAGAAGAAUGCUUUGAUAAGGAGACAGGACCAUCUGGAGCUGCUGCAAGAAGAGCAGGAUUUAGAAAGAAGGUUCGAGCUGCUGAACCGAGAGCUCAGAGCCAUGAUGGCUAUUGAAGACUGGCAAAAAACUCAGGCCCAGCAGCACAGAGAACAGCUGCUGCUUCAGGAACUGGUAUCACUGGUCAACAAGCGGGACAAGCUGGUCAGAGACAUGGAUGCCAAAGAGAGAGGGGCUUUGGAGGAGGACGAGAGACUGGAAAGAGGUCUGGAGGCCAGACGGAGGAAAUUUAGCAAUAAGGAAAAGUGUGUUCUUCAAUAAUAAUAGUUUAAAAAGUUAAUAUGGAACUGUGGCGAUUGCAGCAGGACAUUAGUGUGCCUUGUUAUAACUUCCUCACAACUUCAAGAUCUCAGUGGGAUAUAAAACACCUCCAGAAGUUUUUGCCUAAAAGUUUGCACAAUUUUGAUGUUGUUUUUUUCUCCCCAGGCUGCACUGGUGUAGAGUUUGGUAUUACCCAGGCACAUUCUAAAAAUGUACCUCUAUAUAUUUUUGAAGACCGUCGAAUAUAUCCUAGGAGCUACGUUUAUGUUUUUUGUUUUUUUGUUUUGCAAUUUUUGUUUUUUGCAAAUCCAGAAGAAGCCGCUGUGUAUGCUUUUUGAGAUCUCAAAUUUCUCUUGCGAGUGCCUUUUGUAUC
Danio rerio (zebrafish) is the source of this 7964-nucleotide messenger RNA. Lineage: Eukaryota; Metazoa; Chordata; Actinopteri; Cypriniformes; Danionidae. The record is from RefSeq and is a predicted model, not a curated record.